AUGGCUUCCAAAAACUGGCUGGUCCUGCUGCUGAGCUGGGCCUCAGUCACAGGCAUCCUAGGAGAUAUUAUCUUGAGACCCAGCUGCAGCACAGGGUGGUUUUACUACAGAUCCAAUUGUUACAGAUAUUUUCGAAAACAUCAAAGUUGGUCUGAUGCUGAGCUGGAGUGUCAGGCCUUUGGGAAUGGGGCCCACCUGGCCUCUCUGCUGUCAAAAAAGGAAGCCAAAGUCAUAGCCAAGUACAUCUGGAGCUAUCAGCGAAACCAGCCCAUCUGGAUUGGUCUCAAUUAUGCCCAAAACAGGAGCAAUUGGAAAUGGAUUGAUGGAAGUUUGUUUCUCUUCAGAGCCUGGUCUAAUAAGUCUUACCAGGGAAAUAAGGCCUGUGGGGAAAUGGCUUAUCACAGUAAUUUCUUAACCUGGAAUAAAAAUGAUUGCAGCAAGCGCUGACGCUUCGUAUGCAAAUACCGACCCUAG
Messenger RNA from Vombatus ursinus (common wombat), 474 nucleotides. It is a transcript of the gene REG4, whose product is annotated as regenerating family member 4. Gene Ontology annotation, molecular function: mannan binding; signaling receptor activity. The record is from RefSeq and is a predicted model, not a curated record. NCBI's taxonomy places the organism in Eukaryota, Metazoa, Chordata, Mammalia, Diprotodontia, Vombatidae.